AUGACAUCAAAACUGGGACAACUGAGGCCAAGAUCUUAUGUUAAGGUAUUAAAUGGGUCUCAAGCAAAUGACUUGGACCUAGAAACCUUUUUUUCUUUGGACUUAAAUUAUAUCAAGCCUUUUUAUGAUAAUGGUGGAGUGAAGGUGGUUCCUCCUAUAGACGUGGCAGUUUCAGGUUGUGAAAUGUGGAAGACGACCUUGGUCAGCUCCUUUGUUGGUAAGAAGUUAGCUUUUCCAGUUGUGAACUCCAUUGCUCAUAAAUUGUGGGAUAGGUUUGGCCUUAAGGAUAUUCUAUCCUUAGAUACUGGUUUCUAUGUUUUCAAGUUCGAUUCUCUUCGCCAAGCUCUUUUUGUUAUUGAAAGAGCGCCGUGGUAG
Molecule: messenger RNA, 375 nt
Organism: Fraxinus pennsylvanica
Lineage: Eukaryota; Viridiplantae; Streptophyta; Magnoliopsida; Lamiales; Oleaceae
Source: the annotation of a GenBank genome assembly